This is a messenger RNA of Blumeria graminis f. sp. triticale, 213 nucleotides long. The record is from the annotation of a GenBank genome assembly. Lineage: Eukaryota; Fungi; Ascomycota; Leotiomycetes; Helotiales; Erysiphaceae.
AUGGAGAGAAUGAACGGCGUAAGCCAAACUAAUCACCAGCUCGUGAAUGACGAUAAUCUGAGCCGCAGCCAAGACUUUUCCGAUCCUGUACUAGCUCAGUUUAUCCUUCUGUGCCUCGUUAUGAGCAAGCACCAGUAUUCCAAGAUUUCCGGCAUAGCCCUUGUACUGAUCUCCCUCCUCACAGCGAGCCAAACUAAAAACUUGAACCAUUAG